Molecule: messenger RNA, 3036 nt
Organism: Sinocyclocheilus rhinocerous
Lineage: Eukaryota; Metazoa; Chordata; Actinopteri; Cypriniformes; Cyprinidae
Exons: 12
Coding region: 1-3036 (1011 amino acids)
Biological process (GO): intracellular transport
Molecular function (GO): zinc ion binding
Source: RefSeq, a predicted model, not a curated record
AUGGCAGCUGCAGCUUUAUACGAUCGGGAAUCUCUCAGGUGUUCUGUCUGUCUGGAUGUCUUCAGAAACCCAGUCAUUAUUCCCUGUGGACACAUUUUCUGUAAGGACUGCAUUACAGGUUUGUGGGAUAAAGAUGUGCGCAGAUGUCCUCAGUGCAAACUAACCUUUCCCAACAAACCUGUUGUCACUGACUGGCUGCAGAUGAAGGAGCUUUCUGAGAAACUGAUGAAGAUGAGACCAAAGGAGGAAGAUGAUGAAGAUGCUGAAGCACAUGAAGUCAGCUGUGAUUCCUGCACCUCCAGAAGAACCAAAGCUGUGCAAUCCUGCCUCACCUGUGUCUCCUCAUUCUGCAGAAGUCACCUGGAGAAGCACAAUGAUCUCCACGGAUGGAAGAAACACCUGCUGACCGAAGCCACGGAUCUUCAGAGCAAAACCUGCUCUCUUCAUGAGAAACUGAUGGAUGUCUUCUGUCGCACUGAUCAGAAGUGUGUCUGUCUGCUGUGUGCUAUACAUGAACACAAGAACCACGACAGCGUCUCAGCUUAUCUCAGGUGUUGCGUCUGUCUGGAUUUCUUUAAAAAUCCAGCGAUUAUUCCCUGUGGGCACAUUUUCUGUAAGGACUGCAUUACAGGUUUGUGGUAUAAAGAUGUGCGCAGAUGUCCUCAGUGCAAACUAACCUUUCCCAACAAACCUGUUGUCACUGACUGGCUGCAGAUGAAGGAGCUUUCUGAGAAACUGAUGAAGAUGAGACCAAAGGAGGAGGAUGAUGAAGAUGCUGAAGCACAUGAAGUCAGCUGUGAUUCCUGCACCUCCAGAAGAACCAAAGCUGUGCAAUCCUGCCUCACUUGUGUCUCCUCAUUCUGCAGAAGUCACCUGGAGAAGCACAAUGAUCUCCACGGAUGGAAGAAACACCUGCUGACCGAAGCCACGGAUCUUCAGAGCAAAACCUGCUCUCUUCAUGAGAAACUGAUGGAUGUCUUCUGUCGCACUGAUCAGAAGUGUGUCUGUCUGCUGUGUGCUAUAAAUGAACACAAGAACCACGACAGCGUCUCAGCUUCUGAGGAAAGAGCAGACAGACAGAUGAAGUUAAUGGAAACACGUGAGAAGUUUCUGCAGAACAUUCAAGACAGAGAGAAGGAUUUCAAAGAGCUAAAGCAGGCAGAGGAGUCCGUCACAUGUUCAGCGCAGAUGGCUGUCUCUGAAAGCGAGCGGAUCUUCAGUGAAGUGCUGUGCUCCGUUCAGAAAACAAGCGUCCGCGUGAAAGAGCUGAUCGCAGAGCGACAGAGAGAUGAACUCAGUCGCAUUGAAGGACUUCAGGCGAAAGUCCAGCAGAAGAUCUCUGACCUCAGGAUGAAGGUGUCUGGGCUCGAUCAGUUCUUGACCACUGAAGACCACAUUCACUUUCUGCAGAAUUAUCCGACUGUCUGUGAAGAAUCCAUGUGUGAAGAAUUUGAAGAUCUUUACAACAUUUCUGAAAAUUCAAAUGCAUUUUUUUGCAAUGUGGAGCUGCUGCUUUCUGAAAUGCAAGAGCGUUUGAUGCACGUCACCAAAGAGACGGAGAUCAAAAUCAGAUCUGGAGAAGCAAAAGUCCAGAUAAAGUCCUCUCAAGGUUCUGCUCGGCAGGACCAGAAGGAUGUUUUCCGUUUUGGGGAAUCAGUGGCAGAAUUUACCUUCAGUUUUCAGCACGUUCCCCUUAAAUCCACAUCUGUGGAGGCUUCUGGCUCAGAUCAUGAAGAAAAAACAUGUAAACAUGAAGACGAAGAGGACUAUGAGCCGGUCAUACCGUUACCUGAUCUAGUUGAGAUCUCGACUGGAGAGGACAAUGAGCAAGUAGUUUUUAGUCACAAAGCCAAACUAUACCGCUAUGACAAAGAAUCACAGCAGUGGAAGGAAAGAGACAUAGGUGAGCUUAAAAUACUUCAGAACGAUGAAAGCAGACGUGCAAGACUCGUGAUGAGGAGAGAACAGGUCCUGAAGUUAUGUGCAAACCACUGGAUUACUCCAAACAUGAAGCUGGAGCCGAUGAAAGCGUCUGAGAAAGCGUGGACAUGGAGCGCUCCUGAUUUUGCUGAUGGAGACGGCAGCGUUCAGACGUUAGCAGCACGGUUUAAACUGCAGGAGACGGCAGACGCUUUCAAGAAAUGCUUUGAAGAAGCAGUGGCCACUUCAUUCACUGGAGCAGAAAGAGAAGAGAAGAGCACUCCGGAGCAGAGUGAUGCUGAUGUUGAGAUCGUGUUUGACCGAAAACCCACAGCAGAACAAGCCAAACUGGCAGCCAGACUGAUGCUUCCUCACACGUUCUUCUGUUACAGAAACGAGCCGGGAUACGCAAGUGAUGAGGAUGAUGAUGAUGAAGAUUUUGAAGUGGCUGUCAGAUCUCUUAAAGGAAAGUUGUAUCCUGAUGCAGUCGAUGGUCAUGAUGCUGGAGCUGCAACAGAGACACAAAAUCACGAAGAGGAAGAGAACAAUGAUGAUGAUGAUGAUGAUGAUGAAGAGGUGGAACUUCCAUCGGUUGAGGAGAAUGAAGAGGAGAUUUUGUUCAACGAAUGGACCGAACUUUUCCUCUGGGACUGUGAUAUUAACAAGUGGAAAUCCUGUGGUGCAGGAGACAUUAAGAUGCUUUUCCAUCCCGUGAAGAAGCGCUACCGUGUGUUUAUGUGUCAAGAGGGGGAUAAAAAGGUGCUUGUCAACCACUGCAUUACCAGAACCACUCAUCCUAAACCUAUGAGCAAUGCAAACGCACGGUCCUGGACAGCAGAAGACUACUCAGAUGGAGAUGCUGUAGUUCAGCAGUUUGCUGCCAAGUUUAAGACUCCGGAUCUGGCAGAUUCCUUCUCAAAAACCUUAACAGACUGUUUGUGGUAUAAAGAUGUGCGCAGAUGUCCUCAGUGCAAACAAACCUUUCCCAACAAACCUGUUGUCACUGACUGGCUGCAGAUGAAGGAGCUUUCUGAGAAACUGUUGAAGAUGAGACCAAAGGAGGAAGAUGAUGAAGAUGCUGAAGCACAUGAAAAAUCACCUGGAGAAGCACAAUGA